AAAGGCCGGAACAGCUGAAAGGGUGGCAACUUCUCCUGCAGCCGGGAGCGCCCGCCUGCCUCCCCGCCGCCUCCCCGAGGGCUCCCCUCCGGCCGCCAGCGCCCAUCUUUCCCCUCCGAGGUAGAGGGAUUUUGCGCCCACACCGGCACACAGGCGCGCAAAAAGGAGAAAAAAAAAAAAGAAAAAAAAAGGGCCCACCUUCCAGCCUCGUUGUAAAGAGAAGCCGGAGCAGCCGCAGCUCGCACGCAGAGGACGCCCGGAGCCGGGAGCAGGCAGCCGGCGGGCACACGGACCGACGGACUCGCGCCGCGUCCACCUGUCGACCGGGCCGCGCCGAGCGCGCAGCGGGCACGCCGCGCGCGCGUUGCCGCCGUGCCCGCCGCCCGGGCCCCGCGCCAGGGCGCACACGCUCCCGCCCCCCCUCCCCCCCUCCCCGCCCCGGCCCGGGCGGGAGUUUGCACCUCUCCCGGCCUGGGUGCUCCGGCCGCCGCUGCAAAGCCAACUUUGGAAAAAGUUUUUUCGGGGAGACUCGGGCUUUGAGGUGCCGGGCCCUGCGCUUUCCGAUUUGGGCGACCUCUCCAGAAGAUGUUGCAAAAAAGCUAGGCCGGCGGGCAGAGGAAAACGCCUGUAGCCGGCGAGGGAAGACGAACCAUCGAGUGCCGCGUUCCUUCUCUAGGAGGUUGGAGUCCCCGGGGCGCCCCCACACGGCUAGACGCCUCGGCUCGGAUCGCGACGCAGCCCCCCGGCCGUGGAUGCUCGCGCGGGCUCGGGAUCCGCCCAGGUAGCGGCCUCGGACCCAGGUCCCGCGCCCAGGUCCUCCCCAGCCCCCCAGCGACGGAGCCCGGGGGCCAUGCGGGUGAGCGGCGGCGGCGGCUGCAGCGGCCUGAGCGCCUGAUCGCCGCGGACGGGAGCCGAGCCCACCCCCCUCCCCAGCCCCCAACCCUGGCCGCGGGGGCGGCGCGCUCGGUCUACGCGUCCGGGGCCCCGCGGGGCCGGGCCGGGAGUCGGCAUGAAUCGCUGCUGGGCGCUCUUUCUGUCUCUCUGCUGCUACCUGCGUCUGGCCAGCGCCGAGGGGGACCCCAUUCCUGAAGAGCUCUACGAGAUGCUGAGUGGCCACUCCAUCCGCUCCUUCGAGGACCUCCAGCGCCUGCUGCACGGAGACCCGGGAGACGAAGAUAGUGCUGAGCUGGACCUGAACGUGACCCGGUCCCACUCGGGAGGAGAGCCGGACGGCUUGUCCCGCGGCAGGAGGAGCCUGGGCUCCCCCACAGCCGCCGCUGAGCCGGCCGUGAUCGCCGAGUGCAAGACGCGCACCGAGGUCUUUGAGAUCUCCCGGCGCCUCAUCGACCGCACCAACGCCAACUUCCUGGUGUGGCCGCCCUGCGUGGAGGUGCAGCGCUGCUCCGGCUGCUGCAACAACCGGCACGUGCAGUGCCGGCCCACCCAGGUGCAGCUGCGGCCCGUGCAGGUGAGAAAGAUCGAGAUUGUGCGCAAGAAGCCCACCUUCAAGAAGGCCACGGUGACCCUGGAGGACCACCUGGCGUGCAAGUGUGAGACGGUGGCAGGCGUGCGGCCCGCGGCCCGGAGCCCCGGGGGGUCCCAGGAGCAGCGAGCCAAGGCACCCCAGACCCGAGUGGCCAUCCGGACGGUGCGUGUCCGCCGGCCGCCCAAGCGCAAGCACCACAAGUUCAAGCACACGCCGGACAAGAAGGCGCUCAAGGAGACCCUCGGGGCCUAGGGGCAUCGCAGGAGAGUGGGCAGGGUAAUUUAAUAUGGUAUUUGCUGUAUUGCCCCCAUGGGGUCCUUGGAGUGAUAAUGUCCCCCUCGUCCGUCUGUCUCGAUGCCUGAUUCGGACGGCCAUGGUGCUUCUCCUGCCCCGCACGUGUCCGUCCGCCCCCCAGCCGGCCUCCGCCGCAGCGAGAAGGAAGCAGGGCCGAGCCCCGGCGGUGUGGCUGCCUCCUCGAGGAUCUGGGCUGAGCGCGCGCGAGACGGAUGGGGCAGGCGCGCCCGUCUCCUGUUUGGCUCCUGGACCCCUGGCCAGCUCUGAGGGACCCCUCCAGGCAGGCGGGGGCCUCCUGCUCCGCGGGCCAGGCUGCGCAGACUGCGGGAUGGCCGCGCCCGGCCCCUUGGGCAGCUUCUCUUCGCGUCACACGGGAGAGGUCCUCGCCAGUCGGGCCCCUCCGGGAGCUUGUGCAGAGCCCCCGCGGCCGAGCGCCCUCUCAGUAGGCUAGAGAUGAAGCCUGCCCUGGGGUGGACGCCGAUGCGACCUGGGCACCCCUGCCUCCUCCCCCAGCCCCGCCCCCACCCCCGCUUCUCCUCUGUCUCCGUUCACCUGUCUUCCUGAACCUUGCGUCUUCUUCUGCCCUGCCCCCACCCCGCUCCACUGAGGGGCUCCGGGACCCCCUUACCGAGGCUCCAGGUGACCCCGGUCACUCCUCCCAGGGGCCAGGGCAGCAGGGCCCCCGCGCACCGUGUUCCAACCCAAGCAAGACGGCUGUGUGAGGCUGUACAGGGAGCGCGCUGCACCAGGCGCUGUAGGCAGGCAGCGCGGUGCGCACCGUGGACGUGGCCGCGUGCGCAUCUGUUAGGAUGGUUUCUGGCAGACGUGGGUAAAGCAGCUGAGGAAAAGCUUCGUGCUCCUAAUUCACGCGGGCUCCCGGGGUCUGUGGCUGGGGGUGGUCAGACAGGAGGGAGCCCAUGGGCGGGGCCAGGGAGGAAGCACCUGUCCAUCUCGCCCCCUUCUGGGCAGGCGUGAGAAACCCAGGGGGGGCGUCUGGGAGGGGGCAGCCCCCCUCUCCCGCCCCUCCUGCUUGCACUCUCCCCCUUCUUCAACCCCUUCCAGCGCCCCCUCGGGAGGGGGGAGAAAAGGGAGGGGCCCCAGGGCCCCCUAGGGGCGGGGUCUGUGCUCCCACCUCCCCUCCCACCUCCUGGCAGCACUUUGCCCCACCCACCCCCAUCUACUUCCUUCAGUUUGUAAAGUCGGUGAUUAUAUUUUUGGGGGCCUUCCUUUUAUUUUUUAAAUGUAAAAUUUAUUUAUAUUCCAUAUUUAAAGUUGUAAAAAAAAUAACCACAAAACAAAACAAAAUGCUGGGGCCGGA
Molecule: messenger RNA, 3098 nt
Organism: Oryctolagus cuniculus (rabbit)
Lineage: Eukaryota; Metazoa; Chordata; Mammalia; Lagomorpha; Leporidae
Gene: PDGFB
Product: platelet derived growth factor subunit B
Biological process (GO): positive regulation of ERK1 and ERK2 cascade; positive regulation of phosphatidylinositol 3-kinase/protein kinase B signal transduction; positive regulation of protein autophosphorylation
Cellular component (GO): membrane
Molecular function (GO): growth factor activity; platelet-derived growth factor receptor binding
Source: RefSeq, a predicted model, not a curated record